Miscanthus lutarioriparius is the source of this 267-nucleotide messenger RNA. The record is from the annotation of a GenBank genome assembly. NCBI's taxonomy places the organism in Eukaryota, Viridiplantae, Streptophyta, Magnoliopsida, Poales, Poaceae.
AUGGGCCUCAUCUAUGGCGCGCUGCCCGGCGUGGACGCAGACAAGCUAGGCAGGCGACCUGUAGACGACGAGCAAUACAUGGAUGCGCUGGGGCCUGACGAGGAUCGCGGCGGCGCAGCCCUGCUCCUCCUUGGCCGCCCUGACCUGGCGAGGCAGGGCACCUCCCCGGAGCCGGCCGUGCGGCGCAGGGCUCUAAGGCAGCCUACGACGGGAGCGGACACCAGCGCCGGCGCUGAACGAUGGAAUGCGAUGACACCGGUGACAUAG